Aspergillus ochraceoroseus IBT 24754 is the source of this 4569-nucleotide messenger RNA. RefSeq names its product EF hand domain protein. NCBI's taxonomy places the organism in Eukaryota, Fungi, Ascomycota, Eurotiomycetes, Eurotiales, Aspergillaceae. The record is from RefSeq and is a predicted model, not a curated record. Bases 273 to 4112 code for a protein of 1279 amino acids. Gene Ontology annotation, molecular function: protein binding; calcium ion binding. Gene Ontology annotation, biological process: endosomal transport; endocytosis. The transcript has 6 exons. Gene Ontology annotation, cellular component: cytoplasm; plasma membrane.
CACUCGUCGACUUAAUUCCUUCUUCCUUUUUCUUCCUCUCCAUUCUAAGACAUCAUCUCCAUCAUCUCCAUCAUCUCCAUCAUUCCCCUUUACCUCCCGCCCUACUAGAAAACUGCCGCCUUUGGCCAUCCAUCCAUGCCCGUGGCAUCUUCUGGGGACCUCCGCUGACGAGCCUCUUACUACCUCCCACCACACAACCACCAUCUAGAAAGAAAAAAAAAAAAAAAAGGUGGAAUUAAGGAGGGGAGACCUGCUCCUCCAGGGCUAUCAUCAUGGCUGACAAUUCACGUCAACCAAAUCUCAAUUUAACCGCUGAGGAGAAGCGAGUCUUCUACCAACUCUUUCAAGCUGCCGACACCACUAAUCUCGGUGUCAUCACGGGCGAGAUCGCCGUACCCUUCUUCGAAAAGACCAAGCUCGCCCCGGAAACCCUCGGAUUGAUAUGGCAGAUCGCCGACAGGGAGAACAGAGGGCUUCUGACCCCCUCGGGGUUCGGCGUUGUGAUGCGACUGAUUGGACACGCUCAGGCGGGUCGCGCGCCAACAGAAGAGCUGGCAGUGCAACCCGGUCCGCUACCCAGGUUCGAUGGAAUUCCAAUCGAUACCUCCGUUCCCUCACCCCGUGAGGCUGGCACAACGAGCCCAACACCGGCGUCGGGUACACCAAUUCGAGUUCCGCCACUGAAUCCGGACGAUGUGAAUAAAUUCACCUCUCUCUUCGAAAAGUCAGAUCCAGGGAGGACUGGGAGCAUCUCGGGUGAAGCUGCGAAACAGAUUUUCGAACGUGCUAGGCUUCCCAACGAGAUCCUUGGGCGAAUAUGGAAUUUGGCGGAUACCAAGCAACGAGGAUCUCUCGAUGCGACAGAAUUUACUAUUGCGAUGCACCUCCUCACCUCCUAUAAAUCUGGUUCUAUGAGAGGGAUCCCCCAGACCCUACCCCCUGGUCUUUACGAAGCUGCUGCGCGACGAGGUCCUCCGUCUCGUGCCUCAAUGGGAGGACCUAGAGGUGGUCUCGAUGUCCCCCCCGUCCCUGCAAUUCCAAAGCAAUUCACAGGACCCCAACGGACUCAAAGCCCGGUCAACCGACAGCCAUUUGCAUCUCCACUAUCGGCGCAGUCGACUGGGGCUGAAUGGCUCGUUUCGCCUCAAGAGAAACUUCAGUUCGACAAUUUCUUCAACAGCGUGGACACUGCCAGGACUGGGGUGAUCAGUGGUGACCAAGCAGUCGCCUUCUUCACCAAGGCGCAGUUACCAGAGGAGACACUUGCGCAGAUUUGGGAUCUUGCAGAUAUUGAUGCGGAUGGCCAGUUGACAAAGGACGAGUUUGCGGUCGCGAUGUAUUUGAUCCGUCAACAGUACACAGGAAAGGGCCCCAUCCCGCAGACCUUACCCCCAGCUUUGAUCCCCCCAAGCAUGCGCCGCCCAGGCUCUGCACAAGCAUUUCCACUCGGACCCGCAGCCCCAGUCCAACCUGCAGCCGCAGCCGCAGCCGCAGCUCCAACUCCAGCUCUGGCCCCGGCCCCGGCCCCUCCCCGCUCUGCUGCAGAUGACCUUUUCGAUCUCGAUCCAUUCACACCCCCCCCGGUCGCUCCGGCUCUUUCUCAGGUGCCGCAAUCCACAGGAGGCUCAAACGCGCCAUUCCCGAUGCCAGGAUCCCCAGUCUCCCGAUCACCGCCAGCCAGCGCUACCACCUUCAAGCCAUUCAUGCCAUCCUCUUCCUUCGGUCAGAGCCUCCAGCCCCAAAUGACUGGCUCGUCUGCACCACCCUUGGUUCGCUCCCCUCCACCUCCUCUGCCCUCGGAUGAUCUACUUGGAGACAACGACCCCGAAGAAUCCAAGAAGCUGACCCAAGAAACCACUGAGCUUGCCAAUCUAUCAAACCAAAUUGGCUCCCUGGCAAAUGAGAUGCAAAAUGUCCAGACAAAGCGAACGGCUACAGAGCAGGAACUUUCUCAGACGUCACAGCAGAAGCGUGACUUCGAGACCCGCCUUGCGCAAGCUAGGUCGAUGUAUGAGCAAGAGGUCAAGAACUUCAAGGCUUUGGAGGAACGCCUCAGGGCCUCGAAAGCGGACACCGGUAAACUUCACCAAGAAUACGCUUUGAUCGAUGGAAGCCGGCAGGAUCUUCAAACCCAGUACAACCAGGUCUCGGCUGCUCUUGCAGCCGACCAGCAGGAAAACGCGAGCUUGAAGGAGAAAAUUCGUGAAGCUAAUGCUGUGGUUGCUCAGCUCAAGCCAGCCUUGGAGAAAGCUCGCUCUGAUGCCCGUCAGCAGAAAGGGUUAGUUGCGAUCAACAAGAAACAACUCGCAACUGUAGAGGGCGAACGUGAUAAGAUUCAGGAAGAGAUUAAUGGUCUUUCAAAGGAGCAAUCGGUAGAACCCGAGGAAUUGGGCUCCCCUAUCAGCAACGUGCUGCCCGCCGUUACAAGCCCAGCCGCGUCGACGACCAGCCAGCACACCAACCCCUUCUUCAAGCGCACAAUGACUGGCUCUAGUGAGGGCAAUGCCCUGUCCCCCCAAAUUUCGAAUGAUCAACAGCGUGCCUUUGACAGCCUGUUUGGGCCAUCCUUUGCCGCCCCGGCGGCGACGUCUGCAACAACACCCCCACCACCAACCUCAUUCCGUGCCGACUCUCACGCGGAUUCAACGAAGUCUCCUAGCACAUCUGCUAUCCCAACCCCUUCAGUGUCACCGCCACCCUCGGCUGCGGGAUUGUUUGGUUCAGAGCCUCCACCUCCGGCUCUGUCUAGGCAGAUGACCCCGAACGUUCUUCCUCUUGCUGAGACACAGUCAGCCACCACCUCCACCAAAGUUUCUCCGCCUGCCAGUCGAUUCGGCGGGCUUGAUGCCUCUAGUGUAACCGCUGGUAGUGAGGCUGGUCCCUCCUCUGGAUCACCCUUUGAUGAGACUGAGGAAUCCAAGGAACGGUUCCCCGCAAUUCCAGGUGCUUUCGAGGAGCCCCCUUCUAGAAACACCGCUUCACCGGGUAGUGAUGAGAAGCCAGCUGCAAAAGACCCCAGUUUUGAUGAGCUUUUCGGUGGCCCAGCACAUCAACGAUCUAGGUCACAGCAGGAGAAUGACUUUGAAGAGGCGUUCGCUGCGAUGAAGCAGGGACCCAACACUCAGAAGACAAAUGGUGCACCAGAAUCAGAGUUCCCCCCUAUUCAUGAGAUUGACGAUGAUGACGAUGACGAAAGCACUGAUAGCGAAGCGCAUCUCGGUUUUGAUGACAAUUUUACUCCUGUCUUUCCUCCCCAGAGCCAGGUAGCGUCCAAGUCUCCUGAUGCGAUUGAGCCAGCGCAGCUGGCUGCUUUCCCGGCUCCCGGAUCAGCUACUAGUCCGACGUUUUCUCCUCCCCCCCUUGAGUCUCAACCCAGCCCCCCAAAGUACGAUGAAAACCCCGAGACGCAGAACUCAGUCGGUGUUCCUCCAGAAUUUAAUGGCUUGCUUCCUCAUCGGACCGACCCGAUUCUACCUCCUGAUGCUCCCCAUUCUGUCGAGUCUGCUACAGGGGCUCCGAUUGUCGGCGGAGAAGCUCAACAUGAUGCAACAAAGACAUCAACAACUAAUCAACCACCAAGCGGAAGCAAGGCUCCCGAUUUUGAGGCUGCUUUUGCAGGAAUGAACUUGGCUCCCGCAAAAGAAGCUGAUGACGAAGCUGAUGACGAAGACAAUGACUUUGAAGCAUCUGAUAGCCGCAAUAAUAUGGACUUCGACUUUUCGUUUGACCACUCACCGUCGCAGCAACAGAAGGCUGCAGCCGCUGCAAAUCCUGGAUCCGACUUCUUCCACUUUGAUCAGAACGUCACCACAGCAUCCCCCUCAUCUCCCGCCAACACCAACGCGAAGCCCCAAGCCCAUGACUGGGAGGCGCUCUUCGCUCCCUUGGAUAACGCCAAGGCCCACGGAGCAGAAGGAACUAACGGCACUACUUCAGCCGCUGCGCCUGGACACAAGCAACCCGGAUGGGCCCUCCAAACCGGUACAGAAGACGACCCGAACCUUCAAAAGUUAACAGGCAUGGGGUUCCCCCGAGAUGCAUCUCUCGCAGCCCUGGAAAAAUUCGACUAUAAUAUCGACAAGGCAGUCGACUUCCUAACCUCCAAGUCGUAAUAAGCCCGUUUACUCUUAUCACCUAUCUCUCAUUCAUUGUCACAUUACUCAUGCACAUAUUUUCCCCCCUAUUUCAUUUCCCCCCCCCUCCUCCUCCGUCCUUCCUUCCUUUGUUUAGCCUUGCAUUCUCUUGAUCUUUUUUUUUUUUUUUUUCUCUUCCUCUUUCCCUUUCUUAUCCUUAUAUACUCGUCACGUUCCCCCAACUUUCCCCCCCACCAUCUCAAUUGUGUAUUUUGUGUCGUCAUGUUUUUACUUGAUAUUGGUUUGAUAUUUGCAUACCUAUCCUUCCCACUGCUUCUAUGUAUAUUCCCCCUCAACUUGUGACCUACUAUUGAUCUACCGAUCUACCCGUCCGCAUUUUUCCAUGUAUGGUCACCAGAUGUAAUCUAGGAUCAAGCUACGAGACCGCGAGAAAGCCGGAAAUACCGGCAUACAGUUCUAAUCAAAUUAAUUUCUG